Solea senegalensis (Senegalese sole) is the source of this 1289-nucleotide messenger RNA. Its product is annotated as cell wall protein DAN4-like. The coding region runs from base 113 to 1285 and encodes 390 amino acids. NCBI's taxonomy places the organism in Eukaryota, Metazoa, Chordata, Actinopteri, Pleuronectiformes, Soleidae. The record is from RefSeq and is a predicted model, not a curated record. The transcript has 6 exons.
AAUGAUCUAUGAAACACACCCAGUACCCGAAACCUGUACAGUAUAUAAAGGGCCUCUGUGAUGAUCAGCAUCAAGACAGGCUAGUCCACAGUAUUUACCUAGAGUGUACAUCAUGAUGAAGCGGCUCCUUUCUUUGGCUUUGAUUGUGGCUCUCUCCAGCACAGCUGGAGCACUUGUGUGUCAGAAUUGCACAGAUGACUAUUGUACAAGCCCAGUGCCACGAACAUGUGACACAGAGACAAUGUGUAUAACUGCUGCCAUUACAGCGGUUUCAUCUGGAACUCCUGGAACCAAAAUCUUCAAAGCAUGUGCAUCGUCCUCCCUGUGUCCAGUCACAGGCUCCCAGACAUUUUCUGUUAACUUGGGUGUUUCAAGUGCACUUGCAUCUGCUACGUGCUGCGACUCAGAUAACUGCAACUCAGCCACUCUAUCUUUCCCCACUUCUCCAUCACCCAACAGCUUACUGUGUUAUGUAUGUUACCCUGCCACCUCUCUAUGCACCACUUCAAUCACAUGUAAUGGAACAGAGGAUCGCUGCUUUCAAGCAAGCUUGUCAGAUGGUGCCACAACUUCUCGUGCCUUUGGUUGUGCAUCUACAAACAUGUGUGCAGCAUCUGCCAGCCUAGGGACGCUACCUUUUAUGAAGGAUGUUGGCAGUAUAACCAGUGGAUCUGCCUGUUGUGCAACAAAUCUAUGUAACACUCUCACAGCAACAACUGCUGCUCCAACCACAAAUACUACCGUUCCAACCACAACUAAUACUUCUCCAACCACUACUACUGCCCCAACAACUACUACAACAACCACUACAACUGCCUCAAUUACAACAACUACUGCCCCGACAACUGCUAUGACAACUGCAACAACUACUGAUCCAACAACCACAACUGCUGCGGGAACUGCAACAACUAUUGACCCAACAACUGCUGCAGUAUCAACUACUGCCCCCACAACCACAACCUCUGCUGCGGCAACAGCAACAAACUACUGCCCGACAACUGCUAUGACAACCGCAACAACUACUGCCCCAACAACCACAACUGCUGCGGGAACUGCAACAACUACUGCCCCAACAAUCACAACAACUGCUGUGGCACCUGCAACAACUGGUUUGACAACUGCAACAACUACUGCCCCGCCCACAACUGCUGCGACAACUGCAACAACUAUUGCCCCAACAACUGCUGCGACAACUGCAACAACUAUUGCCCCAACAACUGCUUUGGCAACUGCAAACAACUACUGCCCCAACAACUACAACGGCUACUGCCCCAAUAACCAUUAACAAC